Molecule: messenger RNA, 2471 nt
Organism: Linum tenue
Lineage: Eukaryota; Viridiplantae; Streptophyta; Magnoliopsida; Malpighiales; Linaceae
Source: the annotation of a GenBank genome assembly
UAUUCCGUUUUAACCGAGUCCGUCACUGACUCAGUCUAUGGGGGACUAAAGGAGGAAAGCUGUCAAAAUGAGGGACUGAUUAGUAAUUUUGAUUUCGCCGUCGGUUCCUAUUCCAUUCCUUGGCAGGAGACUUCUUCUCUGUCAAAGCCAACUACUACUACGACCUUCUCCCGGCCUCUUCCACGACCGGAGAACACAAUGGCGGCGCCGGCGAUGAUAUCGGCAGAGGAGGCUCUCCAGAUUGUUCUGGGAGCAGCUCAGCGCCUUUCCCCCACGGUUGUGCCUAUUCACGAGGCACUAGGCAAAGUUCUAGCCGAGGAUAUUCGCGCGCGAGACCCUUUGCCUCCUUAUCCUGCUUCCAUAAAGGAUGGAUAUGCCGUGAUUGCUUCCGAUGGUCCGGGUGAAUAUCCGGUGAUUGCUGAGUCGAGAGCUGGAAAUGAUGCGGUCGGAGUGACGCUUACUCCUGGGACUGUUGCUUAUGUUACCACUGGAGGACCAAUCCCCGAUGGUGCUGAUGCAGUCGUUCAGGUUGAGGAUACUGAAAAAGUUGAGGGUGAUUUGGGCGGAUCAAAGCGUGUAAAAAUCUUGGUGCAGACUAAGAAGGGCGUUGACAUUCGUCCAGUGGGCUGUGAUAUAGAGAACGAUGCCCCGGUUUUAAAAUCUGGAGAAACACUCGGGGCUUCAGAAAUUGGCUUACUUGCUACUGUUGGUGUGACAACGGUCAAGAUAUUUCCUGCUCCUACAAUUGCUGUGGUUUCUACUGGAGAUGAACUUGUGGAGCCAACAACCGGGUGUUUGAGCAGAGGCCAGAUCAGGGACUCCAACCGUUCUACCCUGCUGGCAGCUGCAGUUCAGCAACAAUGCAAGGUUGUUGACCUUGGAAUUGCUGGGGAUGACAAAGAAGAACUUGAAAGUGUCCUGGAUAAAGCAUUUUCUUCCGGGGUGGAUAUUCUCUUAACUUCAGGAGGUGUUUCCAUGGGGGACAGAGAUUUUGUAAAGCCAUUGCUUGUAAAAAGAGGGGUUGUUCAUUUUGACAAGGUUUGCAUGAAACCCGGAAAGCCUUUGACUUUUGCUGAAGUCUCUCCAACAGUCACUACUGCCCCCAAAAAACUUCUUGCAUUUGGAUUACCUGGAAAUCCUGUGAGCUGCCUUGUUUGCUUUCAUCUCUUUGUGGUCCCAGCGAUUCGCCGUCUUUCUGGAUGGGAAAAUCCUCACCUUCUGAGAGUACAUGCUCGUCUUAAUCAACCUAUGAAGACCGAUCCAGUACGGCCAGAAUUUCAUCGUGCCACCAUCAAGUGGAAGACCAAUGAUGGAUCAGGGAAUCCAGGAUUUGUUGCUGAAAGCACUGGUUCCCAGAUGAGCAGCCGUCUCUUGAGCAUGAAAUCAGCUAAUGCGCUGUUGGAGUUGCCAGCGACUGGAACAUUAUUUCCUACUGGAACUUCUGUCUCAGCCAUUGUAAUCAGUGAUUUAAGCUGUAAUGCUACUCCUGACAGUUGCAUCUCAGUAGAAUUAACUCCUUCCCUUCAAAGUAAACAUAUAGAAACAUCUGCCGCUUCUGAGGUCAAGGUUGCAAUUCUAACAGUGAGUGAUACUGUUGCAUCAGGUGCUGGGCCUGACAGAAGUGGUCCUAGAGCAAUUUCUGUUGUAAAUUCCUCUUCAGAGAAGCUAGGGGGAGCUACAGUGGUAUCAACCGCUGUGGUCCCAGAUGACGUGGGGAAAAUUAAGGAUGCUCUACUGAAGUGGAGUGACAUUGAUCAAGUGGACCUCAUUCUUACACUGGGUGGUACUGGUUUCACCCCGAGAGAUGUGACUCCUGAGGCAACUAAAGAGUUGAUUGAGAAGGAAACUCCUGGCCUUCUGCAUGUAAUGACGCGAGAGAGUUUAAAGGUCACACCAUUUGCGAUGUUAUCACGCGCUGCAGCAGGUAUAAGGGGUACAACACUGAUAAUCAACAUGCCAGGCAACCCAAAUGCAGUUGCAGAAUGCAUGGAAGCACUGCUGCCAGUGCUGAAGCACGCUUUUAAACAGAUCAAAGGCGACAAGAGGGAGAAACAUCCACGUCACCUCCCCCACGUGCAACAACCAUCCGACACGUGGGAACUAAGCUUCAGUGCGGCCAAUACAGCUGCUCCUGCUGCUGCUGGUUCUGCUCCGGAGCCUCCUGCUAGUUGCUCUUGCUCGCAUUGAAUAGUCCCCCCACAACCAAGUGGGUGUUUGUGGUUUGUUUUUGUGCUAUGAAUUUAAUGUAGAAAUGGUCACCAUGACCAGCACUGCCUAGGGUGAAAAGUAAAAAAAAUAAAAUACCAGGACUCCAUGAAGUUGACACAUUCUGAAAUCCACUUACUUGGACCUAAUGAUUAGGCACAAUGUUGAUUUAUUUGUAUUUGAAUGAUGGUUUUGCUUUUUAAGCAUGAAUGGAUAGAGACAUUAGCCCUCAACAACUUGACUUUUGUUGAGAGGCUCUCACAUGA